AUGAGAUUCAGGGUUCCUCACCUCAAGCCCAACGAGGUGCCUGUGACGGAGGAGCGGCAGACACAGACUGACGCUGAGGGUUUGCAGUAUGAGGACGACCGCAAGGGCGCUCCUACUGCCAACGCCACGGACGACGACGGCAGCGAGAUCGUCAACAGCAAGUUCCAGCAUGGCGUGCAGAGUGCGCAGGCCAUGACCCAGGUGUGGUCGAUGUCUCAUCUCAUCGCCGCCUAUAUCAUCAUCUGGGUCAUCCACUUCAUCAUGGCAUUUGCUUCAGGUGUUGUCACGACUCUCACCCCUUAUGUCACCAGCGCCUUCUACGAACAUUCCCUCACAGCCACGACGUCCAUCCUGUCCAACCUCAUCGGAGGUCUAGUCAAGCUGCCCUAUGCCAAACUGAUUGACAUCUGGGGUCGUCCACAGGGCUUCGCCUUGAUGGUCGGCUCCAUGACCCUGGGACUGAUCAUGAUGGCGGGCUGCAACAACGUGCAGACGUACUGCGCGGCACAGGUCUUCUACUACGUCGGAUACAACGGCAUCAACUUCACCAUGACCAUCUUCAUCGCCGACACCUCUGCGCUGAAGCGGCGAGCCUUCUGGCUGGGAUACGUCUCGUCGCCGUACAUUGCUACCGUCUGGGCGUACGGCCCGGCGUGCGAUCGCAUCCUCGCGACCAUCGGCAUGCGCUGGGGCUUCGGCAUCUGGGCCAUCGUCAUGCCCGUCGUGUCGGCGCCGCUGUUCUGGCUCUUCUGGCACAACCAGGUCAAGGCGGACCGCAUGGGCCUGAUCCCCAAGACCCCCAGCAACCGCACCUUCUGGCAGUCUGUCAAACACUACACCAUUGAGUUCGAUGUCGGCGGGUUGAUCCUCCUGAGCGCCGGGCUGGCCCUCUUCCUGCUGUCCUUCAGCUUGUACGCCAACCAGCCGGACACCUGGCGCUCGCCGCUGAUCAUCUGCUUCCUGAUCUUCGGCGGGCUGCUCAUCAUCGCGUUCGGCUUCUAUGAGGCCUACCUCGCGCCCGUCACCUUCAUCCCGUGGUCGCUGCUGAAAGACCGCACCGUCUUCUUCACCUACACCAUGGCGGCCAGUCUGUACAUCGCCUGGUACGUAUGGGACAACUACUUCUACUCGAUGCUCAUCGUGGUCUUCCGCCAGAGCGUCACCCAUGCUACCUACAUCACCAACAUCUACACGGUCGGCUCGUCAUUCUGGGCGAUCGUGUUCGGCCUCAUUCUGCUGAAGUUCGGCCGGCUCAAGUGGCACGCCUUCGGCUUCGGCGUGCCCAUCACCAUCCUCGGCGUCGGCUUGAUGAUCCACUUCCGCGAGGCCGGCGUCGACAUCGGCUACAUCGUCAUGUGCCAGAUCUUCAUCGCGUUUGGCGGUGGCACCCUCGUCAUCUGCGAGCAGAUGACCGUCAUGGCGGCGUCGUCGCAGCAGCACAUUCCGGCUGUCCUCGCGAUGGAGGGCAUGGUCGCCAGCAUUGGGUCAUCGGUCGGGUCGACCAUCGCGGCCGCCAUGUGGACGGGCAUCUUCCCGAAGAAGCUGGCGAAGUAUCUGCCGGCGGAUGCGAAGGGCAGUCUAGCCAAGAUUUAUGGCAGUAUGACCGUGCAGGCGUCCUACCCUGAUGGAUCGCCGACGCGUAUUGCGAUCGACCGCUCCUACAGCGAGACGCAGCGGCUGAUGCUGAUUGCGGCGACUUGUUUGUACAGUGUUACUUGGGCGUCGACGUUGAUGUGGAGAGAUAUCAAUGUCAAGGGCAUGAGACAGGUGAAGGGCCGUGUGAUGUAG
Aspergillus terreus NIH2624 is the source of this 1788-nucleotide messenger RNA. RefSeq lists its product as uncharacterized. Lineage: Eukaryota; Fungi; Ascomycota; Eurotiomycetes; Eurotiales; Aspergillaceae. The transcript is spliced from 2 exons. Gene Ontology annotation, biological process: transmembrane transport. The record is from RefSeq and is a predicted model, not a curated record. Gene Ontology annotation, molecular function: transmembrane transporter activity. Bases 1 to 1788 code for a protein of 595 amino acids.